Molecule: messenger RNA, 1434 nt
Organism: Metarhizium brunneum ARSEF 3297
Lineage: Eukaryota; Fungi; Ascomycota; Sordariomycetes; Hypocreales; Clavicipitaceae
Biological process (GO): DNA-templated transcription
Cellular component (GO): nucleus
Molecular function (GO): zinc ion binding; DNA binding
Source: RefSeq, a predicted model, not a curated record
AUGGCCGCCGUCAUGGAAGCGCCGUCCCUACCGGCUGCCCAGGCUCUAGUCUGUCUGACCUUGUACUGGUUUGGUACCGGGGAUUCCAAAAGUGCCGAUUUAUGUCUUGUUUUGGCAUACAGGUUCUGCACUGUUUGGAACUAUAGAAGGCAGAUUUCUGAAGGAGCUCAAAGCUUGGACACUUCACUCGAAUCUGAACUGAAGCGUCGGUGCUUUUGGGCCUGCUGGGCAUCCAUGUGCAUCGUGGCUGAACCUGAACCCAUCUUCAAGGAUGCUUGGUCCGAGGCAGCGUUGUUGCCGCUGCCGUCGGUGAUAUCCAACGGGCCGUCUGGCUGGCAAGUAACCAUUGGGGAAUACAUGGACUCUGAAUGGUCUUUAAUGUCAGAAUUCAAUCAGCUAGAGCCCGGGAAAGAAGCUCCACCAUCGGCUGCAUUGAUCAAAAUGAUUGGAAUUUGGGCGAGAGUUCAACUUUUCGUCACCAAAUCCAUGCAUUACUCAUCUACCGAGAAAAUGAAUGCCCUCUCGAGUCUAGCGGCGCAAGCUACCUCUAUGCGUCACAGCAUUGUGCCUGGGCCGUAUAGUAAUUCGACGAGACGUGGGAAAUUGGAUAGCCGCCAGCAGUUCAUGGUUAUCGAUGCCUUCUAUUGUCUUUGUCACGUAGCUCUACACUCUACAAUUGUGCCAUUAUUUUCCGGCUCGCCACUCGAUCAACAAAUAAGUGCCGAGGAUGUGAGGCAUAGCGCUCAGGCUGUGUUAUACCAUGCAGAGUCGUUUACUUCGUCGCUGGCUGACUGCUUUGGUGGAGAAUUAGAUGUUACAUAUCUGCCUCCGGUCGUGGGCUACGGUGCUUUUCUAACAGGCUCAGUGCUUCUGGCCUUUGAGAUUUCAUACCAAGACAAAGAUGUGCGUCUCCAAAAGCACAGCAGAAUGUCUGCCGUUCAGUCAAUUGUUACAAUGCUCGACACUCUAUGUACUUAUUGGAAAUGUCUCAGACGCCCGUGUGAAAAGCUCCGAAAGGCGGCCAAUGCAGCAAUGUGUCAUGACCCGCGAGCAAUACCUGCUGGACCACAAACAAGUUUCCACACACAAUAUGGCCCUCGCUCAACGGUACAUGAUAGGAGAUAUUCUGGAAACCCGUCCAGUCCGCGCCCGCCUUUGCAUGGCGCGCCAGACGAGAGGCUGGCUCGACAGAACCCAUCGGCAUUGGUGCACAAUGACGUGAUGCAAACACAUACACCUGACACUCAACGUUCUGAUCAGGAUCCGCAAUAUGCUGUUGGUAGCAGCAUACCAAACACGUUACGAAGUGAUGGCACUGCGUAUAUCACAUCAAUAGACGAUGAGUGGUGGAACAUGCCCUUUACCUCAUAUGGUGACUUUCUUGGUCUUGAUCCAGUCAACCUCUUUCGUCAAGGCGAUGACCCUUUCGGUUAG